AUGCUCAUGCAAUUUCUCUCGCUCUCUUCUCCAAUGAAGGGCACAAUCAUCCAUGUGACUGGGAAUCCAGCCACCGGGUUUACCUUCAGUUCACGCGCAACUACAGUUUGGCCACGGAAUUACGCCGCUACCAAAUCAUCCCUUGCGGAUACUGAUAAUCAAUAUAUAAGGGGUACUCCCGGCGGAAAAGAAACAGAGGAUACGACAGCUCGUGAUCGUCUGGAAUCAGCUACGUCCCAAUCCCUUUGGUCCAUCAAUAUGGCAUUUAAGACUCAUAGACUAAUAUCUCUCCUAAUUGACUUGCUAUGCACCAAACUGCCAAGAUUGGAUGAAGAAUUACCUCCAACACCCUUUACGGAGUAA
Penicillium paradoxum is the source of this 363-nucleotide messenger RNA. RefSeq lists its product as uncharacterized. The record is from RefSeq and is a predicted model, not a curated record. Bases 1 to 363 code for a protein of 120 amino acids. The transcript is spliced from 2 exons. NCBI's taxonomy places the organism in Eukaryota, Fungi, Ascomycota, Eurotiomycetes, Eurotiales, Aspergillaceae.